CGGACCGCCAUGGCCGCUUUGGCCCUCGAGUCCGACGUAGACCUUGGUGAGCUGGCUGCAGAAGCCGUUCCUUCUACUCCUAAGCAGGCGAUCAAGAAGAAGAAGAGCAGAAAGUCCUCUGCCAAGAAGGACAAGAAGGAGGAGCCUGAGUCGACAACGAAGAAGUGUGCUGACUGCGGUCAGACCAAGAGCUUGGACGACUUUAACGACGACCAGGGGGUCUGCCGGGGCUGCUACAACACUGACCGUUCGUUGUUGCGGGUGGCCAAGACGCAAGGCGUCAAGGCCCAGGUGGUUGAGCUCAAGAAGCAGGAUCCCAAGAACUACGAAAGCUUGUUGCGGAAAGCAUUCGUGAAAAGCAGAUCCGAGCAAAAGAAGAAAGGAUCCAGAGUCAAAUUCGGGAUCGCGAACUUCAUCUCCGAACUCAAGCGCUCCGAUGGCUGCCGGAUAGGCAGCUACGGGGAGAUGAUGUGGGAGGAGGAGUACUACGAGUGGGCGAAGACGGCGAAGGCCGGGUUCUUGUCGCAGGCGGAGAGGGAGGCCAACUGGAGGAGGAUGAUGUCGGAGGCGGACGCCGGCAAGAGAGCCUCGGAUGAGAAAGGGCCGAGGGGCUUCAGGCGUGUGUUUGUGCACACGAAGGAUCAUUCUGAGAACUAUGCUGACGUGUCGAGGUCGCGGAUGAUUCAGCAGGUGGAGACUUCCAAGAAGCCGACAGAAGCUCACCUGGCUACCCGUCGGCAGCUUCUGUUCUCCGACUUCGACCUCACGGGUGAGACCGCGACCGACGAGUUUGGGGACAUGAUGGAGCAUGCGCAGCAGGCUUGUGGUGGACACGAUGAUAUGGCUGUCAUGGGCGGCCCUGACCUUGGGGCGAUGAUUGCAGAGGCAAAGGACCGCAAGGGCAAGACGGGCAAGAGCAAGGCCAAGCCCGCCUUGUUGAAGACUCAAAAGUCCAAGUCCAAGUCCAAGCUCGAGGCCUCGAGCUCGGAGUACGGAGACUCUGGCUCAGACAGCAGCGCAGAGGCGAAGGAGGUGAAGUCGGAGUCCGACGGCGAAGGCAACCUUUCGGACGAGCAGGGGCAGCAGGGGGACAAGAAGGCGAAAAAGGCCAAGAAGGACAAGGACAACAAGGGGGAUGACAAAUGGUAUGAUGCUGAGACGCAGAACUUGAAGGCCGAGAAGGACUUCGAUCGGGCGGUCCAGGUGUUGAAGGGCAACAUGGAUGCUCAGGUCACCGCCAUGACAGCGGUGGUCAGGGAGUUCCGUGCCGACAGCAACGCUGCCAAGGCCUAUGUGGACGAGAUGGCAGUGGUGCUGCGGCGUCAGGAAUGGCUCGUGGCCGUGAAGGACAGCGAUGAAAAGAGGCUUGAGACGUUGCAGCAGGCAACUGCCAUCCCUGCCAGUGGUGAGGAUUCGGCCAGUGUUGCCGGCUCCCGUGACAGCGGAGCCGUAGCCCGUGCUGGGCCCUGUGCGGGGUACCAGAGCCUGAAAACGUUGAACGAUUUCUCGGGGAAGGGCAUCAAGUUCCGUGCCUGCACGAGCAAAGAUCAGCUCAAGAAGGUGCAAGAGUCCAUGGGUCCAGCGAAGAAGCUGUACCAAACAUUGCUAGCUUCCUGCAAAGCUUCGGUGAGUGAACUUCGUUCUGCCAAGCAGCGUGCAGCUGCGGCGGAGGAGGCUAACAAGAGAAAACGCAUCAGAGAAGAGGAGAACCUCAACAAGGCCAAGCCCAAGCGAGGGAGGGGCAAGGCGACCGUGAAUCCGGCUCAGGCGGCGAGUGGCCUGGCUCACCAUUCCAUCUUCGAGCUGGAGUCAUCGGAUUGUGCGACGAUCCCGUCCGCAACAACCUGGCAAAGCGAUUGGUUGCUUGACAAGGCCUUCGUGAUCUCUAACAUCGACCAGAUCGUCGACGAGGAGAGUGCCCGGAAGUCAGUGAAGACGUUGCUGAGCGACUUCGCGAAGGCUUUCAACGAGAGCAGCUUGAAGGUCACCGAAGGUCGUGCUUCUCAAAGCCUGGCUGCUGAUGUUGGGAAAGCCGUGCAAACGAAGUUUGAUGCUCUUGUGCAUGCUGACAUCCAGGGCAGGCCUGUGUGGCAAUGCAGCAUUGCAGCAGAAGAGGCGGCUCUGACCAAAGCAUUGGCCUUGCAGGCCUUCGGGCUUGCUGCAGGACACGUGUCAAGCGGCAAGGCGGAACUUCACCAAAUGUCUUGCAUGCGGUGGUCGAGCCAGGGCACCAGAGAAGUGGCAAUGAUUUCGUUUGAAAGCGUCGCCGCCUUCCUCGAGUCGGAGAAGGGUGCGGGCCAUGGCGCCCAGUUUCAGCAUGCUUUGACAUGGGCGGCCUCAGCGUCGCUCGCCGACCUGAAGACGCUCCUUGCCUCCCAGCCGGGCAGCAUCACACGUGCCACAGUGGGACCAAAGGUGCAGAUGAAGACUUCUCGAGUCCUGCCCAUCGAGCCGGCGGGUUCUGGCUCUGAUGGUGCAAACGGCCCUGCCAUCGACGAAGCUUUGCGGGUUCUCGAUGAGGAUGCCAAAGCGACGGCGGCGGAAACAGACGAGCAGGCUGCCGCCGCGGAAGCCAAGAAGAUCGCCGCCGCCGAGGCCGAGGAAGCCAAGAACAUCGCCGCCGCCGAGGAAGCCAAGAAGAUCGCCGCCGAGGAAGCCAAGAAGAUCGCCGCCGCCAAAGAGGAGGAAGCCAAGAAGAUCGCCGCCGAGGCCGAGGAAGCCAAGAAGAUCGCCGCCGCCGCCGAGGAAGCCAAGAAGAUCGCCGCCGCCAAAGAGGAGGAAGCCAAGAAGAUCGCCGCCGAGGAAGCCAAGAAGAUCGCCGCCGCCGACGAGGAAGCCCAGAAGAUCGCCGCCGCCAAAGAGGAGGAAGCCAAGAAGAUCGCCGCCGCCGAGGAAGCCAAGAAGAUCGCCGCCGAGGCCGAGGAAGCCAAGAAGAUCGCCGCCGAGGCCGAGGAAGCCAAGAAGAUCGCCGCCGCCAGCGAAGCCAAGAAGAUCGCCGCCGCCAACGAAGCCAAGAAGAUCGCCGCCGAGGCCGAGGAAGCCAAGAUCGCCGCCGCCAGCGAAGCCAAGAAGAUCGCCGCCGCCAGCGAAGCCAAGAAGAUCGCCGCCGCCGAGGAAGCCAAGAAGAUCGCAACGGAAGCCCAGAAGCAGACCGCAGAUGACAAGACCAAGCCCAAGGCGGACAACAAUGACUCCCCGAGUAAAAAACUCCGUCUAGUCUGA
Symbiodinium necroappetens is the source of this 3222-nucleotide messenger RNA. NCBI's taxonomy places the organism in Eukaryota, Dinophyceae, Suessiales, Symbiodiniaceae. The record is from the annotation of a GenBank genome assembly.